AUGGCUGAAGAAGACGGCACCGCAGGAUCAGGGGAAGACGGUGAUCUGAAGAAAACUGGGAAGGGUCUUCGCGAGCGUAAAGGAGCCCUCAAGAAAAAGAAUAUCUACAAUGUCAAAGAUCAUCGUUUUAUCCCGCGCUUUUUCAAACAACCGACGUUUUGUUCGCACUGCAAAGAUUUCAUUUGGGGAUUCGGUAAACAAGGGUUCCAGUGCCAAGUGUGCAGCUUUGUAGUCCACAAGAGGUGCCAUGAGUACGUUACCUUCACUUGUCCGGGGGUGGACAAAGGAGCCGACUCCGAUGACACUCGGACGAAGCAUAAUUUCAAACCGUACACCUUCAGCUCUCCGACCUUCUGUGAUCAUUGCGGUUCUCUACUGUACGGCGUCAUACAUCAGGGGAUGAAAUGCGCAGCAUGUGAUAUGAACGUUCACAAGAGAUGUGAAGAAAGUGUUCCAAAUUUGUGCGGCUGUGAUCAUACCGAAAGGAGAGGCAGAAUCCAACUCAAAAUUAAUUGCGUAGGAAAUAAGCUUACUAUUGAAGUGUGCCAAGGAAGAAAUUUGAUACCAAUGGAUCCGAACGGAUCUAGUGAUCCCUACGUUAAACUAAAGCUCAUUCCCGACACGGAUGCAGUAAAGAAAAAAACCAAAACGAUUCGGGCUUCGUUGAAUCCUGUUUGGAACGAGACUAUCACUUUUGAAUUGAAACCAGAAGAUAAGGAUCGUCGUUUGUUGGUGGAAGUAUGGGAUUGGGAUCGGACAUCCCGAAAUGAUUUUAUGGGGUCUUUAUCGUUCGGGAUAUCAGAAAUAAUUAAAGCACCCGCCGAUGGUUGGUUCAAACUGUUAACACAAGAAGAAGGAGAAUUCUACAAUGUUCCUGUACCUGAAGAGGGAGUAGAUUUAGCUCAGAUGAAGAUGCAGAUGAGGAAAACAUCUAUAACCAAAAAGCCAUCAGUUGCCGCAGAUAAGGAUGUUCCUCACAACAUGGGCAAAAAAGAUGUCAUAAGGGCUUCCGAUUUCAACUUUCUGAUGGUGCUCGGAAAGGGUUCCUUUGGAAAAGUUAUGCUUGCAGAAAGAAAAGGAACCGACGAAUUAUAUGCUAUAAAAAUCCUCAAGAAAGAUAUUAUCAUUCAGGAUGAUGAUGUUGAAUGCACGAUGGUUGAGAAGAGAGUUUUAGCGUUAUCUAGUAAACCUCCGUUCCUAGUUCAGUUACAUUCCUGCUUCCAAACUAUGGAACGAUUAUAUUUCGUGAUGGAAUAUGUAAAUGGUGGUGACCUGAUGUUCCAAAUUCAGCAAUGUGGAAAAUUUAAAGAACCUGUUGCAGUAUUCUAUGCUGCCGAAAUUGCGAUCGGUUUGUUCUUUUUGCACCAUCGUGGUAUCAUUUAUCGGGAUUUGAAACUUGAUAACGUCCUUUUAGAUCAAGAUGGUCACAUAAAAAUUGCCGAUUUUGGAAUGUGCAAAGAAGGAAUAAUGGGUGAUAAGACAACUAAAACUUUUUGCGGUACACCCGACUACAUUGCUCCAGAAAUUAUUUUGUACCAACCGUAUGGAAAGUCAGUAGACUGGUGGGCUUAUGGUGUUCUACUGUAUGAAAUGCUGGUCGGUCAACCACCAUUCGAUGGGGAAGACGAGGAAGAACUUUUUGCUGCUAUCACCGAUCAUAAUGUUAGUUAUCCGAAAGGUCUAUCGAAAGAGGCUAAAGAAGUGUGCAAAGGGUUGCUUACGAAAAAUCCAAAUAAGAGGCUAGGAUGUGGUCCAGAGGGUGAAGAAAAUAUUCGGGUGCAUGCAUUCUUCAGGAGAAUUGAUUGGGAGAAAAUUGAAAACAGAGAAGUUCAACCACCAUUUAAACCCAAAAUUAAACAUCGUAAAGACGUGAGCAAUUUCGAUAAACAAUUUACAUCAGAAAAGACAGAUCUGACUCCAACUGACAAGUUGUUCAUGAUGAAUCUCGAUCAAACGGAAUUUAUGGGCUUUUCAUUUCUCAACCCCGAAUUCGUACAACACGUCUAAUUACAUAAAUGUAACAUUGGCAAUGAUAUUAACAUAUUCGUCGAAUCAGACAUUCUUGCGGAUUUAACAUGUAAUUUGUUCAACAUAAUCAGUAUUAAAUUUCGAUUAGUUUAGAACCUAUUACUAUUACCUUACUCUUGUGCCAUCGAUUUGACUAAAAGAUGGCGACACAAGGUCGUUUGCCACUUUGCAAUCUAUCUGACUUUCGAACCAAACGAGAGGGAAUCUCGAUUGGAAAAUAGUUAUUUAUUCCACUGCGGGAAUAAUUUUGUUCAGAAAAUUGGAAUUUGAAAUCAUAAAGAACGUACUAUACCUUCUUAUGUACUUAUCAUACAUAUAUACGGUGAUCAUAAAAGGAAGUACAACAGCAAGUAAGUUUUUUGUUCCUGAAGUUAGAGAAUUUUAAUUUUGUGCUCUAAAUACGUGAUAAUUUUAGUGAGAAUUGUACAGAAAAUUCUUAGUAAUUUCCAAUAGUAGGUAUUGAUGAAUCUUAAAUAUAAGAAAUGUAGUAAAACCUUAAUUUUUUUUAUAGUCAUCUGACUAUGAAAACAAUUAUUGUUACUUACAAAAUUUACCAGGUAAUUGUGCAGAGAUGAUGAUACCCCCUCUCUUAUUAGGGGCAAAAGGGAAAAGGGGUUGAGACAGAUACUAAACUAGUGUUCUUAGGUGGGGGCAGAGACAUGGAAGCGCAAAAGGGCUGAGGGUGAAAUUUGAAAAUAUUAACAGUGUUGUACUGUAUGUGAGGCAACUGUUCAGCUGGAGGGAGGUAGUGAAAGGGGUAGAGAUGGCCCUGUAGAACACACAAAAAUUUGAAAAAGAAACUAACGUAACUUUUUGUCUUCACUUCUACCCCCACUCAAAAUCAUUUUUUUGUGUUCUACACACACCACAAUUACCAAUUUUCACCGCCACCACCUGCGGCUUUUCAUCUAAUGACGCAAAUACACUUAUUUAGUAUUCGCCCCUCUUUUCCUCCCAUUCUGAGACAAAUCAUCUGCAGAAUUACCGUCUACUCGAAAUGUUCACAAGAUGCCAUAAAUCUUUAAUUCUAGUAUAUAUAUUCGGGAAUCGUGAGCCACCCUGUAUAUAUUUAGGAAUUUAUAUUUCGAUGGCAAUUAAAAUAAAUCAAUUACAAAGAAAGCAAAAGCAAAACCAAAAACACAAAUUUCCCACAGGUACCUAUCUAUGUUUGAGUGUACCCUAGUACUUUAUGUUGCCAAUUUUCGUAUUAAUUAUUUUUCGAUCACCGUAAACAAUGUUUAUAUUUAAUUUAAUUGCAAUAUUGAGAAAAAAGAAUUGAGGUGCUUUUAUAGCUAUUCCCACUCUCUUAAAAAUAUUAAAUAAAUACACAUAAAUAAAAUUACUAUACAGUUUACUUGUAUUAUUAGGGGCGCGCAAUAUUUACUGUAAAAAUUAACUUGUAAUUAAUUCUCUUUUAUUAUAAUUACAUAAGUAUUUAUUCAUAAUUUUAACUAGAUAAUAUUUAAGGCUACAUAAACUUCCUAAUGACAAUCCUUCAUAUCAUAUAUGCACGCUAUCUAAAAAACAUUCAGAGAAAAGUAUAAAAGUAACACUUUUGGAAGAUAUUCUAAAAUAUUUACUUUUUUAGAAUUAUUCAAUAAGUAUUCAUUACAGAAAACUGCAAGUAAAAAUAGGUGAUAUAAAUCGCUCCUACAUCUGCUUACAGUAAAUAAAUCCCAUUCUGAUAGUAGGUACCUAUUAUACUUAAAUGAAUUUUUGCGCACCCCUACAGUUAAUACCUUUAAAAUAAUUUCCAAUCUCAUUUAGUGUACCUACAUAAUAUAUACAUGCAUAUGUGUAUCAGUAAAGAUAUUUAAAAAAACAUAUCUUUUGACCAAAGAUUCUUUACCACGACUGUUUUGAAACUUCAUCCCUACGCACUACCAAAAUAUAGACAUCAUAUUCCAGCAUUUAACACUUCCAAAAUAAUUGUCUAUUUCUCUUUCUAUUUCUCUCCAGUAGCGUUUCCAGUUAAUAUUGUCGUAUUCUGAAGUACGUAAAUACGUAAUAUUUAAUUGAUAAAUACUUUUAGGAAAUUGUUGUUGCGUACUGUUCUUAUUGCUCGUUCCUGGAGAGUUCUUGUGCCAUAUAUUUAAUGAUAUUAUUAUAAUUAUAAUUGAUCUUUAAUAUAGAAUCUCGAAACGUUGAAAUGUAAAAAAAGUAACACCUUGUACUUCACUCUUUUAUAACAUUGUCGUAUACUUACGACUGCCUUAGACUUCUUGAAUACAAUACUUACUAUUUACGCUAAUGUUUAGAAUAUGUAAUUAAAAAUACUUUUCCUACUUUGAACUGUUGAAUAUUACUGAUUGUACG
This is a messenger RNA of Agrilus planipennis (emerald ash borer), 4344 nucleotides long. RefSeq names its product protein kinase C, brain isozyme (gene Pkc53E). Gene Ontology annotation, biological process: protein phosphorylation. The record is from RefSeq and is a predicted model, not a curated record. The transcript is spliced from 14 exons. The coding region runs from base 1 to 2007 and encodes 668 amino acids. NCBI's taxonomy places the organism in Eukaryota, Metazoa, Arthropoda, Insecta, Coleoptera, Buprestidae. Gene Ontology annotation, molecular function: ATP binding; zinc ion binding; diacylglycerol-dependent serine/threonine kinase activity.